Diplodia corticola is the source of this 3675-nucleotide messenger RNA. RefSeq names its product pre-mrna-splicing factor 38b. Lineage: Eukaryota; Fungi; Ascomycota; Dothideomycetes; Botryosphaeriales; Botryosphaeriaceae. The transcript is spliced from 5 exons. The coding region runs from base 1 to 3675 and encodes 1224 amino acids. The record is from RefSeq and is a predicted model, not a curated record.
AUGGAUUUAGCAAGGUGCGACGCCGCCUCCAACCCCGCGGCGCUGAAGCCGGAGCUGACCCGCCACCUUUCUAGCUCUCUCACCCAGGAAGAAAUUCCUAUCAAGCUGCGAUGCGCCAUCUGCAACAAGCUGGUCGUCAACGCUUUCGGCCUGCCGUGCUGCGACCAAUCCAUAUGUGGGAACUGCCAAUCUUCGCUGCCCGACUCCUGCCCCGUAUGCUCGCACAGCCCGCUGUCCGCCGACGAUUGCAAGCCGAAAAAGAACCUGCGCCUCACCGUCAAAGCAUACCUGAAGUCGGAGGAAAAGAAGCGCGACAAGGAGCGCUCCGUCAGUGUUGCGGCCAAGCCCGACACUCCCGUAACUCCAGGCGGGACAGCCCCACCCGUUGUUCAGUCCAUAGAGCAGCCUCUCGAUGCGCCCGACCAUACUCCCUCGAUCGCCCCGCCGGACGCCCAAGAACCGAAAGACCAGGAACACGGCGACGCGGCCCAGGCGAGCGAGGCGCCUCAGGCUGAUACUGCAAACGCGGCUGCGGACCAGGCGCAAUUCGAGGGCGCGAACGGAUCCGAAAACCACCAGGACCAAGACCUGAACGGCCAGGAUACCACCGCAGACCCCGCCACCGGAGAAGACGCAAAUUCCGAGGACAAGGAGGAUGGUCAAGACGGUCAAGAAGGAGCUCAGGAAGUUCAGGAUGCGCAAGGCGAAGGCGAAAAACAAGCCGGAAACUGGAACUCGGGAGCGAAUGGAACGCCAGGCCAGAUGUUCGGAAACGGCUUUGGUUUUGAUCCCAGCCAAGCUGGGUUCAACGGCAUGAACUGGACCGGCCCUGGAGGCUUCAACCCUCUGAUGAUGAACGGAAUGUCCAAUGGCAACUGGAGCAACUUUGGCAUGAUGGGCAUGUCCGGCAUGGGGAUGGACCCAAUGACCAUGUCCCAAGGAAUGUUCGGAGGCUUUGGAGGUCAGGGCAUGGGCAUGAACGGAAUGAACAUGGGCAUGGGCUACGGCGGAGGAUACGGUGGCGGAUGGAAUGGACAGCAGAUGAGUGGCAAUGACUUUGGUGGCGCAAAUGCUGGCUAUUAUCCCGGAGGUGGAUAUAAUCAACAAUCGCACCAGCAAGGGCAUUUCCCGCAGCAUCAGAUGAAUCAUCAUCACAACCAGCAGUUCGCAAAGAAUAAUUUCCAGAACCAGAAUCGCAUCCAGGGGGCCGGCGCAAAUCAGCAGCAGAAGCCAGUUGGUCAAGACCAGGAAGAUGCGGGUGCUGGUCCUGGCCAGGCUGAAGGUAGUGCUGCUGCUGAAGGUCAGGUGUUAGGCGAGGAGCAAGGCGAGGCCGAGCAUAAGGACUCCGCGAAGCAUGCUUCGGAGGCGGAUGCCGAGGACGGCGCCUUCGAAAACCAAGUUCGCCCGGACCUCCAGACGCGCCAGUCGUCACAAGCAGGUCCUGGCGACGCGCAAGAAGCGAACGACGAAGACGGGCCUGCCGACCAGGCCGAUGCCGCAGACGACGCGCCAAACGACGAAGCCACAUCUGGAGACGUUCCCGAGGACGGCCCAAGUGCGGAGAGCAAGGAUGAAGGUGACACUAACCAUACUGUAGGACCUGAUGCCCAAGAAGGCGAGGCAGGCCAGAUUCACGACCCCGGCGAGGGGCCACGGGAAGAUGCGCAACAGCAAGGCCUCCAGCAGCCAGGACACGGCUUUCAAAACCAGAAUUUCCCGCACCAGCCCAUGGGCGGAUUCGGUAACGCGGACCCUACUGCUAUGGGCAUGGGCAUGGGCAUGGGAAUGGGCAUGGGCAUGGAUCCUGCUUCAUUCAUGGGUAUGCCCAUGGCCGGUAUGCCCGAUCCUUCGAUGGGUUUUGGGCCUAUGAACCAGCACUUUGACUAUGCAGGUCGUGGAAGGGGUGGUUUCAGAGGCGGUUACGGGCGUGGCUACCAGAACUUCCGCGGAGGAUUUGGACGCGGGAUGCAUGGACCUGGAUUUGGACCAGGGAGUGGUGGUUUUGGGGGAAACAUUACAGUUCUUGCAGGCGGAGAACCAAAGGGGGUGGGUGUCGAGGGCGCUCCCACCGGGCCCAAGGCCAUGCGCGAAGGGCUCCCAAACACGGGGGCCAGUGGCCGGUUGGGUAGAGCAGCAUUCGCCGGUGGCGCAGGCAGAGGCUUGCCGCACCAAGGAUCGGCCCCUCCAUCCGAACACCAGCAAAGCAAAACACCCGAGGACGGACCCAGUCGUGCUCACUCACCUUCGCGGCAGAGGUCGAAAUCUCGGUCGAGGUCCCAAUCUCGGUCGCCGUCUCGCCGCCACCGUCACCGUCAUCGCUAUCAUUCUGCAGAUGCCGCGUCGGAACCGGAGUCACGCGAGCGUCGCGAGGAACGGCGUCGCCACCGGUCGUCGCGCAAGUACGGGGAGGAAGACGAGGCUCCGCACGAGGGCUCCAGGGCGCGCGGCCACAGCAAGGAGCGGCCCAGAGACUCGUCCGUCGACUCAUCCAGACACCGCAGCAGACGAGAGCGCGACAAGGACCGGCACCGGUCGUCCCGCUCCCACCGGGACCGCAGCCGCGAACACCGCCGACACCGGCACAGAUCCAGGACUCCGGCCGCAGACGACCGCGACGACGCGGUCAGCGUCGCGAACGGCACGGACGCCGGCAGCGAGGCGGGCGGUCGCAGAAAACGCGACAAGUACCGCGAACGCGAGAAGGAGCGCGAGCGCGACCACGACCGCAAGGACAGGGAGAAACCCCGCGACCGUGACCGCGACCGUGACCGCGAGCGCGACAGGGACAGGGAGAGGGAGAAGAAGCGCUCCUCUCGCCGGGACUCCCCGUCGUAUAACGAUUACUCGGACGACGACAGACACCACCGCUCGUCGCGCCGCCGCCGCGAGAAGGAAAAGGAGCGGGACAAGGAAAGAGACCGCGCGGACAGAGCGGCGGCACGCAGGGAAGAAGAGCAAGCACAAGCAGACGGCGAACUAGAAGGCGAGUUCAAGAUCCAAGGCCGCUCCAAGCCGCCGCCGAAGCCGGCAACGAACGACCCCCCGACGGCCGACUCGUCCAUGCCCCCUCCACCAAAGGGCAUGUCCAGCUCUCGGCCAUCCCCGCCGCCGCCGUCGCAGGCCCGCACACGCGACCGCGACCGCGACCGCGACCACCACCGCGACCACCGCGAGAAAGGAGACAAGGACAGGGACCGCGAAAGCUCGUCGCGCCGCAACAGCGGCGUGUCGCAGUCGGGGGCCGCCACGACGGCGGACCCGGCUCCCUCCUCCAGCAGCACCGACCCGCACACGCUCGAGCGCGAGGCGCGCAACCGCGAGCGCAUGCUCAAGGAAGCGCAGCGCAGGGCUCUUCUGCAAAACCAGCCGUCGUCGUCGUCGUCAUCGACCGGUGGCGGCAGCAGCGAGAAGAGGAAGCGCGGGUACGAGGGCUACGAGGAUGCGGGGGAAAAGUCGUUCGCGCCGCCCACGGGGCCCAGUGCGGAGCGCGACCGCCAUGGUGGUGGCAGUGGUGGUGGCAGCAAGAGGCGCAGGGGCAGCGAGGCUGCUGAGAAGGACGAGCGUGGGAGUAGCAGUAGGAAGAGGCGGGUGAGUUAUAAGUAUGAAGACGAGGAGAACGACGAGGCGCGGGCGAGGCGGGUGGAGAGCGAGAGGGAGGCACAGCGAUGGAGGUAA